AUGAAAUUAAAACUUUUAAUCUUAUCCAUAGUCGCCGUUCAUAUCAUAAAUGCAUAUCCUAAUCAGAAGCAAUUGCAUACAAUUAACUUAGAAAAAAGAAGGUUUAUUGUGGCCAAUAACGAAAAUCCAAUUGAUAUUGCAAAGAGUAUAAGGCAAGGAGUCAUAAAGAAAUACGCUAGCUAUGGAACAACUUCUAACAAUGAAACAUCUUCCAAUGUAACAACUUCUAACUAUGAAACAUCUUCCGAUGUAGCAACUGCAUCCAACGAAAUAACCCCUGACAAAAAGAAAGACCAAUGCACCUUAAUUGUAAACGAUAUCCCGCAAGAUAUUGGCUAUUAUGUAAAGAUCGCUAUUGGAGAACAAGAAUUCAAAGUUCUUUUAGAUACCGGGUCUUCAAAUCUCUGGGUUCCAAAUAAGAAUUGUACAACAAUUUUUUGUCAAAGUACUAAUAAAUUCGAUCCAAGUAAAUCAAAAACUUUUAUUCAAGAAGGUAAUCCUUGGUCUAUACAAUAUGGCUCUGGUUUUGCCUCUGGUAUUACCGGAAUAGAUAAUAUUAAAAUUGGAUGCGUUACUGCUGACAAACAAAUUUUUGGCCUUGCAGAUGGUAUAAUCUCUAUAUACGAAGAAUUUGAUGGAAUUUUAGGUCUAGCUUUUGACAGUUUGAACACUAUAGAUAAUGGCGCUCCAACUUUAGUCUCUACUUUGAUUAAACAAAAGAAAAUUAGUCCAAUUUUUAGUUUUCAUUUUCAACAUGCUUCAGAUCACGAUGAUAAAGGAGUUUUUGUUUUGGGUGGUAUUGAUAAAAAUAAAUUUAAUGGAACAAUUACAUUUAGCUCUUUAAUUAGUCCAAAGGGAUUACCAAAAGGAUUUUGGGCAAUAAAGCAAGAUGAUGCACUCGUUAAUGGCAAGCCAGUGAUUUCUUCCGCGAGGACUGCAAUCAUUGACACUGGCACUACAGCUCUUGUGAUACCUUCGAGUGACGCUGCGGCAAUUCAUGAAAAAAUUCCAGGAUCCAAAAUUAAUGACGACAAAGAUUUAUACUUUAUCCCAUGCAAUACCACUGCUGUGGUUUCCCUUAGAUUUGGAGGUGUUGAUUUUUCAAUCCCCUCCAAAGAUUUAUUUUUAUCACAAAAUGGCGCUCAAUGCGUAUCAGCCAUUAUUCCCGCAGAUCUUUUUCCCGUUUCUAAUGUUUGGCUCGUUGGUCAAACUUUCAUUAAGAAUGUAUAUUCAGUAUUUGAUGUGGGAAACAAAAAAGUUGGAUUUGCAAAUAGUAAAUAA
Molecule: messenger RNA, 1281 nt
Organism: Racocetra persica
Lineage: Eukaryota; Fungi; Glomeromycota; Glomeromycetes; Diversisporales; Gigasporaceae
Source: the annotation of a GenBank genome assembly